Messenger RNA from Lineus longissimus, 2616 nucleotides. Its product is annotated as conserved oligomeric Golgi complex subunit 4-like. Gene Ontology annotation, cellular component: COG complex. Bases 163 to 2265 code for a protein of 700 amino acids. The transcript is spliced from 17 exons. The record is from RefSeq and is a predicted model, not a curated record. Gene Ontology annotation, biological process: retrograde vesicle-mediated transport, Golgi to endoplasmic reticulum; Golgi organization. NCBI's taxonomy places the organism in Eukaryota, Metazoa, Nemertea, Pilidiophora, Heteronemertea, Lineidae.
CCCAGUUCUGCCACGUCGGCGAAUUUUUCUACAGAAAAUUGCGAAAAUCUCACUGAUAUCGAUGAAAUUCAAAAAGCUUUGGACAGUCUUUGCAAAGAAGAGGAAAAUGUAAAUGAUGAACUUUCGAACUUGCUUGACCACCAGGUGGUUCUGGCAUCAAAGAUGGUAUCUCUUCAUAAAAUGCUACCUAACUUGCAGCUUAUCCACAAUGAUUCCAAACAAGUUUCAAGCAUGAUAUCCUUCACUUCCACGCUGGCUGAAAAUGUCAGUUCUAAAGUACGGAAACUGGAUGUUGCAAAGAGUCAUGUUACCAGUGCUAUGCAGACAGUUGAAGAUAUCCUUGAUCUGAAGUUCUGUACUGAUGGCGUGCAGACGGCUCUUCAGAAUGAAGAUUACGAACAAGCUGCAGCGCAUGUCCAUCGGUUCCUCUCUCUCGAUGAGAAUAUCCUCAGAAUGGCAUCUGAUGCUAGCGAAGGUGGCCAGCUAGACACAUCUUUCAAACUUCUGCACGAGGCACAGGCUCGACUGAAGACGAUCGUCCACAAGCAGUUCGAUGCGUCGGUACAUUCAGGAGACGUGGCAUCCGUAGAGAGAUUCUUUAAGAUCUUCCCGCUUCUUAACUUACAUGAUGAUGGUUUAAGCAAGUUUUCGAAAUAUCUCUGCUCACAGAUCUCAGACACAGCGGACAAGAACCUGACGCAGGCCCUAAGCCAGGGCAACAACAGGAGGUCCAAUGUGUUGUAUGCGGACGCCAUCACCUUGCUCUUCGAGGGGAUUGCCAGGGUGGUCGAAACACACCAACCACUAGUCGAAACGUUUUAUGGUCCAGGACGAAUAAUCACGAUGAUGCAAUAUAUACAGAAAGAAUGUGACAGACAGACGAGGAAAAUCGUUGAGGCUUUUAAGAAGAAUAGAGACUUUGACAGGAAGGUUCAACAAGUUCAGAUGGGGCUGUACCAUAGAGGGCCUUCAGAAAAAGUUGACCCGAAAGAGUUGGACGUCCUCCUGGCUGAAGUGACUCUGCUUAACACCCGGUCUGAGCUCUAUCUGAGAUUUGUCAAGCGAAGAGUUGUGGCCGACAUGGAAAUUGCUAACACAGAUGAGGAAACUAGACAAGCAAAGAUGAUAGAAACGGAGAAAUUUCUUCAGAAUUGCGAGCUGAGUCGUUUGAUGCAAGAGUUGAUCGGCAGCUAUAUUAUGAUGGAAGAGUACUUCAUGAAGGAGAUGGUUAACAAGGCUGUACAGAUGGAUAAUGUCGACGAUGGGCAGUUGACGUCAAGUAUGGUCGAUGAUGCAUUCUUUAUCGUCAAGAAGUGUGUUCGACGAGCCAUGUCCAGUUCCAGUGUUGAUGGCGUCUGUGCAAUGCUGAACCACUCCAGUGCGAUCCUAGAACAAGACUUCCUCGAGGUCCUCUACUCACGGUUACGAUCCGGUUUCCCAUCCGGUUUCGACUUCAGUCAGGCAUACAACCUGGUCCAAUCGAGCAUACAACAGGGCAAGCUUCAGACUCAGAGUUCUGACACCGAGAAGGCCAAGGCGACCUUUCUAGUGACCUUGAACAAUGCAGCAGUCACCUCAGAGUUUAUACAGACGCUAAAGACAAAUUUAGAGGGUGAAAUCAACAAGCUUUAUGGCGGGGUGAAUGAACAAAGUAAAGCCAAGUUGACAAGUUGCCUGACAGACCUAGGCUUUAUCUCCAAUAAGUUAAAAGACGUGACCAACUUUGGUUUUGACCAGCUGACCAACAGUGCCAUAAAGCCUCGCAUCAAACCAUGGGUUGAUGCAUUCUCUUCGACAAGUCAUAACAUAUCCGAAGAAGAAUUCUCAAAUUAUGAAGCCAACGAUCCAUGGGUACAGAACUUUAUUGUCAAUCUGGAUAACCUUCUCAUGACCUUCAAGAGCUCAGUCAACUCCAGUAACUACGAUGUAUUAGUCAGCUAUAUUUCUAAUGAGAUUACUACAAGACUGGAGAAAGCUGUCAUAAAAACUGUGUUCAAUAGACUGGGAGGCUUACAAUUUGACAAGGAGCUUCGGUCGUUAGUUGGCUAUCUCACCUCCGUAACAACCUGGACGAUCAGAGAUAAAUUUGCCCGUCUCACUCAGAUGGCCACGAUAUUAAACCUGGAAAGAGUAACUGAGAUCUUAGACUACUGGGGACCGAAUUCUGGCCCGUUAACGUGGAGGCUAACUCCGGCUGAAGUACGACAAGUGUUAGGAUUGAGAAAUGACUUUCGAAACGAAGACAUUAAGCGUUUAAAGUUAUGAGGAGGAACGAUCAACUUUUCAACUGUGAUAUUAAAAUGUGCUAUGUAUUUAGUGCAUUCUGCUCUUCAUUCCAACUUCACGCCACCUUUUAACUGUAGCAGUAAACACCAUUGCCUGGAUGGAACACUCACAAUUACAUGGAUAGAGGCGUGAGAGUUAAUCGGCAUCUCUUUCUGAAAAACACUGAAAAGACUUUCACAUGUUGAUAUGUAGUGUGCUUAUAUUAGUUGGAACUUCGUCUAAUGCAAUUAGAAGAGACAAAUUGGGAAUGAUGGAUUCUGUGAAUUUAUUUAAGUGUAAAUUGUGUAAAUUUGGUGUACUGCUAUGUAAAUAUUGUUGAACUUGUAUCAA